ACAGCACGGUUGUCAUUGCAUUGAAAUCUUUAGUACGAACUACUGGGUUGUAACGUCAGGGCUGAGCUGCUUGGUUCCAUUGUCCUGCCAGUGAUGCUUAGCUAAAGUCUCCUGUCUUCAAACUGUUGUAGCAACGUGCUUUUUGCUAGGCAGGCUUAGCCACACCACAUUUACAAUAGAUAAACAGUCUAACACAUUUCAAAUUGUUUUAAUAGACUUAAUUCACGUUCACGUGCAACUGCAUACCGUACUUAUGAUACAAAAAGAAAACAUGCCUGCGAAUGUAUCCUCUUCCAAAGUGCAAAUAAUAGCUGCUGCUUCUUCCCAAACUGAUGGAGCCUGUUUUCCUAAUUUCCUGGAUGACGAUCAUACAGCACAUUUGAUUCGAUUGUAGGCCUUGAUGCCUCUCAAACGAUCUGAAUGUGAAUAUGUGGGUAUCUCCUCACUUUUAUCCUUCGGGCAGUUUAAAGGUUCAACACACCUGAAGCAGAAUGUUCCUUCCAGAAUGUUCCAUCUGUGCACGGUUGUCCACAUUAUCCCACUGCAGGGAUAAUGAAUAAUUACAUUGAAUGAGAGAUUUCGUGAAACCAGUACACAAAACAGAUUUUCCACUAAUUGGCUGAGGGGAAAGGCAUUCCAAGAUUCAUUCCUUCAUUUCCCAGACCACUUAUGUUCACUAGGGUCGCGGGGUUGCUAUAUUCGGGCGAGAGGCGGGGUACACCCUGAACUGGUCGCCAGCCAUUCGCAUUCACAUUCACACCUACGGGCAAUUUCGAGCCUUCAAUGAACCUACCAUGCGUGUUUUGGCGAUGUGGGAGGAAACCGGAAUACCCAGAGAAAACCCACGCGGACAAAGGGAGAACAUGGCAAACUCCACACGGGCGAGGCCGGAUUUGAACCCGGGUCCUCAGAACUGUGAGGCAGAUGUGCUAACCAGUCGCCCACCGUGCGGCCAUUCUAAGGCAAAUGAUUAUUUUAUAUUCUUUGAAGACUCUAUUUUUCCUAAAACACUUAAAAGGGAUCAAUAAUGUUGUGUAUAGAACACAGAAUAUUAAUAAAUUCACUUCUACUGCUUUUCCUGUUCAGACUCUCAGGUGAGCUGGAAAUUAUCCCCGAUGACUUUGGCCGAGUGGAGUGGUUGCCAAUUGCAGGGUUGAGCCUAAAACGAUGACAACUGACUCGACACUCCUCAACUCCGAGAUGGAGUUGGAGCAGCAAGAAGACCUGUAUCAGCAGCUGCUGUCACAGACAUUAGGAAAUAUGCAGACUGCAAAUCCAGAUUCCAAAGUGAUUCGACCGCAACCCGGAAUAUGUGUGAAGACGACGUCAGAGCGGGGCAAGCAGAAGGUCUUUGUCAACAUCUGUCAGUCAAACAUGCUUCCGUCUCCGCCGGAGAUCUCCAGGGAGAAACUUUUGGACUUGCUGCAAUCCGAAGAUCCCAGUGGCUACCGAGUUCCCAUGAGCCUCGGGGAGCCGCACAUUGAAGUGGACAACAAUUCUCAGGGUUGCACAGCAUAUGACGUGGUCAUCAACCAGGAGUUUUUCCAGAAGUGUCAGAAGGAACCCUUGUUCCAGCAGUUUGUUAUCAUGGUGUCUUUGGAAGGUUUAGAGAACAAAUACAACAUGGAGCUUAGUAGAGAAUGGAAGGUGCUGAAGAACAGGAAGUUCUUGGGGUCAGUCAGUGAGCAGAACAUUCGCACAAAAAGCAAGCCGGUUAUUCAAGAGCUGCGACCUCGGGACAUCUCCACUUCAGAGGCAAAAAGACCAGAGUUGACCUUGUAUGUGGAGCCCCCUUCUGGUGUCGCCCAGUACCUCAUUGCAGAAAUAAAGUUGCCUGGUGUGGUGAGAGACGCACGCUCCAAAACACAAACGACAGACACACCGCUGAAUCUCAUUUACAGAUCCGGUCGCUCCCGCAGCCCCUCGGUUCAUUCUCAUCAGAUUCUCAUCUUGAAGGUUUCGUCAUGCUCGCUGGUCCUCGACAUUGGUGAGGAUCGCCUCGUGUUGACAGCCCGGCCCUCGCUUUAUUGUCUCGACAUCUUCCAUCCCUUCCUCGUUGAUCAGGAGACGAGUGUGGCGCAAUACAACAGCAGCACUCAGAUCCUCACAAUCACGAUGCCUGUGGUGUCAUCUUGAAACAACCUCCGAUUAUUUCUCAAGAUGCCGCGCAAAUCGUGGUUACGCUCCACUUUCCGGAAUGAAGUGACUCUCGAGGCCUGUUGUCACUCACCCUGGGAUCCACAUUUUCCCAUUAUUGCCAAGUGGGCGACCCACUUUGCGUAAGUGAAGAAUGACGAAAAUGCGGACACUGUCGUAUUUUGAAACAGACCUUUCAGAGAACCUUAUUUAACGGAGGAUGAACGUGACAACUGCAUGCACAAACAUGAAUAUCUUGGCACUGUACUCUUUUUUUUUUUUUUUUUGUUAGAAAUUCUAACAUCAAAAUAACCUUAACCGUCCGUCUUAUGUAAGAAGUUGUUGGAAUGCCGGUUGAAGUUGCAUUUGCACCCCAAGUAAGAGCAUUUCUGACGGCUACCUUGUCAAACUAAUGUUAUUUUCCAAAUAAAAGGCGAGUCCGUGUUGCUAUGCACGUUAGUAAUAUUUCAGUGCUCUUAUGGCAGCGACAUGACCACAAUUUGUGCGCAAGUCGGAAAGCGCCAGUCUUUCACUAACCAAUGCUCACACAGUAGCAAAGUCAUAAUUGUCCUAAAUAUUUGUAUGAAAAACAUUUCUAGGCGAGAGCUGUAAAAGACUCCAAGGAAAACAAUAAAUACUACACUAAGUUUG
Phyllopteryx taeniolatus (common seadragon) is the source of this 2787-nucleotide messenger RNA. It is a transcript of the gene pih1d1, whose product is annotated as PIH1 domain containing 1. The transcript is spliced from 11 exons. Gene Ontology annotation, biological process: box C/D snoRNP assembly; rRNA processing. The coding region runs from base 1168 to 2136 and encodes 322 amino acids. Gene Ontology annotation, cellular component: cytoplasm; R2TP complex; ribonucleoprotein complex. Lineage: Eukaryota; Metazoa; Chordata; Actinopteri; Syngnathiformes; Syngnathidae. The record is from RefSeq and is a predicted model, not a curated record.